Molecule: messenger RNA, 3520 nt
Organism: Pseudonaja textilis
Lineage: Eukaryota; Metazoa; Chordata; Lepidosauria; Squamata; Elapidae
Source: RefSeq, a predicted model, not a curated record
AUGGAAAAAGCCUGGAUAGCAAGCGCAAACCCAGUCUCAAAGGCCAGGUCGCCCCAAAAGCAAAAAUCGUGGCAGAAUGUCCUCAUCACCGAUCCCGUGGAUGACAAAGGGUUGCUAGUCACCAAUGUUAACCAAACGCAGGAUUUAAUGCGGCUGAAGAACACGGAGGUGAUGUUUGCUAAUUUAAAGGCCACCGACGAUUGGAUUCAGGUCUACAGCUUGGCAAACUUCCAACUCUCCCUUGAGGAUUUGAUGAAGAAAGGCAGUACUACCACGGAUGCGAACAAUACGGUGGAGUUUACUCAAGAGGAGAUCAACAGUUUCGAAUCUCAAUUGCAAAUGGCUAUCGAUCUCUACGACAAGAGGAUGCGUUGGCUUCUCCGUGGUUCCAAGAAGAUGUUUGGUGUCAUUCAAGGAAACAAACUUGGAGUUCUGAUCGAAACAUCCAGUGUAGAUUAUGGAUCAGGACUGCAGGGAUUCCAACUGGAUCUCUUGGCAUUAAUUAACGAACAACUGAAAUACAUGAAAAAGCUCUACUUUAUUUCGUUUGGAGCUGAGAUCUCAACUCUGUGGGAUGAACCGCGCGCAGUCAACGGGGAUCGAUUAAAUGAAGCCAGGCAGUGGGUCCAGGAGCUGAAACCCACCAGAGGCUGUAAUUUGCUAAAAGCUUUGAAGAAAGUCCUGGAGAUGAGAGAUCUGGAUUCGCUGGCGAUCAUAGUAGGAACCUGUCCAGACCAGGGUUCAGAAAUUCUGUCGGAUUACAUCCAACAGUGCUCGGCGGGAAGACGGUUGCUGGUUCACACUGUGGCCUACGACUGCGGCAGUGAGGCACCUCCCGCCAUUCUCCAAAGCUUGGCGGAAGAGGUGAGAGGCCGUUACCAUUGCUACUCGGGAAAAAUGGAGAGUUGUACCAGCACGGAUAUUCACCUGGUUCUUUCUGAGCAGCAGAAAGCAGACCGCUUGCUCAAGAUCGUGAACGAGAUCUACGAGGGCAAGAUGGGUGACUCGCUUUUCAAUUUAGUGACGAAUAGUUCAAUGGGACGUAGACAGUCGACAUCUCUAGUACAACUGUCCAAACCCUUCCAGCAUGAACGCCUCCUUGCAAUCCAGACCCCCAACUUCUUGGCCAAAUCCUCCGCGGAGUGGUUGAAAACUAAUGGAUUGCGAGCCAAGAAACUCAGCCUUUACCAAGUCUUAGCACCCAACGCCUUCUCGCCUGUGGAAGAAUUUGUGCCGCUCCUUCGAAAAACGGUCUCGUCCACGCUCCACGGGAAAGCCAUGAUGCAGUUUGAAUGGCACGAUGGGACCGUGAAAAACGUUCACGUCGAUCCUCCGAUAUUAUACGAUUACCAGAAGCAACUCGGCCGGAUGGUGAAGAUGUACGAGAGACGCAUUGAUUGGCUGUCUCUUUCCAGCAGAGGAAUUUGGGGGACAGUUUGUGAAAAGAGGGUGGUUGUCCUGGUUGACAUCUCCAAAACGAAUUCCUCUUACAUCUUCCAUAUCCAACAUUCGUUACGCCUUUUGCUGGAAGAGCAAAUGGCAAGCAAAGAUCUGUUCAACAUCUUGGCCUUUGGAAGUGAUGUUAUGGCUUGGCAGCCUGAAAUGGUCCCACCUCAUCCAGACAACUUGCAGAGUGCUUGGAGAUGGGUGCUGUGCCUGCGCUGCAGGGGCUCCAGAAACGUUCUGAAGGCCCUCAAAAGAGCCGUGGAGGUGAAUUUUAAAGAUAAAGACAGGCACGAAUCUCAAGGCCUGUAUCUGCUGGCGGCUGGAGUGCCUGACCAGGAGACGCACCUCAUCUCUUCUUACCUGGCUGAGGUCUGUGGGGGCUGCGAUUUGCAGCUCCAUGCUUGCCUCUUCAGCGUGCAGGCUUAUUCGCUGGAAGACGAGCUGCCGCCACGCUACGCCAGCCUGGAAGAAACUGCCACCGCUUACAAAGACAUGGUGCAGGCCGCCAACGGACGCUUUCAUUGGUUUGGGGAAACAGGGAUCAAUGAAAGCGAUGACAUCAGCCUUAUCCUAUCUGAAAUGGAGAAAGCAGUUCACUACUCACACAAGUGUGCCGUGUUGGUGGAAUCUUUAAGGCGGAAAUCAGGGAAUCUUUCAAGGCGCCAGUCGUUGUCUUCCACGGUAGAUGACCUCUCAUCACCAAAGAAGGAAGAUAAGAAGACCAGACCUUCAAAAGUACCCUUUCCAAAGCCGACAACCCUCACCCUUGCCAGAAUGGGUUGCCGACAACAGCACCAAGAUGGCGAGAGGAUCGGUUGCCCCAAAGCUCUUUUGUGGCGUCCUCCGAGUGGCAAAGCAGAAAUCCCACCAGUUCAGCCCAUAAAAGAGUUUCUCCAGGCCAGAAAGAAAUCCAAGGCAAAAAACCAGCCACCGAUGUCACUCUGUUUGUUGGAUUACAGCGGAAACAAAAACAUAGAGGCAGUUUUCAGAAAGAGCGGGAAAAGGAUUAUUCCUUCGGUGGUGUUGCCAAAUGAGGAAGAAAUUUGCUCCACUAAGUCAUGGCUCAGCAAAUGGAGCCUGAAAAAGCUAAAAUUAGAUUUGCCCACUGUCCUUUUUGGGCCCGGGAGCGUCCAUCGGAAGGAGAGAGUGGAAUCGUUGCACAAGAAAGUUUCGGCAAAAUAUUGUGACAUUUUCCCAAGUGUAGAAAUGCAAGGGAUGGUGAAGCAUCUGCAGAUUCAACCCAAGGAUUUGGAUGACUACAUCGAACAGAUGGAGAGAGUGUUGCGAUGCUACGUCCGAAGACUACAGUGGCUUCUCUCGGGCAGCCGCCGAUUCUUUGGGGUCAUCUUGGAAGGCAAAGUUUGCAUUCUCAUUGACACGUCUGGUUCCAUGGAGCUCUCCUUGGGUCUGGUUGCUAAAGAGCUCACCUCCCUUAUCUGGGAACAGCUGAGGAAGAAGGCCACCAAGUUCAACCUCAUCACUUUUGCAGAAGAGGCCCAACUUUGGCAGGAGUGCCUCGUGGAGGCCACCGAUGAAAUGUGCCACGAGGCUGCCCAGUGGGUGUCCCUCUUUCAUGCCCAUGGGAAUACAUCCAUUCUGAAGGCUUUACAGAGAGCGCUUAGUCUAGAAAAUGUACAAGCCCUGUACAUUUUGACCGAUGGAAAACCUGACACCAGUUGCAACUUAAUUCUCAAAGAAAUCGAAGCACUUACGAAGAUUCACGCCGUUAGCAUCCACACCAUUUCUUUCAAUUGCACAGACAGAGUGGCCAAUGACUUUCUCAAGAAACUCGCCUUCCAGACCGGUGGACGCUACCAUCGUUGCCAUGGAGAUGUGGAUGGACAGUUGGCCGCACACCAACUGCUUUCGCAAGGCUUUAAAGAUGAAGAGGAUCCUGUUUUCCCCUUGUUUGAAGGAGACGAUUUGAAGAAGCUUGUCGAAGAAAUAGACAAAGCCAGGAAAUAUUUAACACAGGCAAAGAUAUUUAGAUCGCUUUUAGAAAAGAAGAAGAGCCAUCCCCCUUAAUACAAUUGCUUCCAGGUAGAAUGUACAUAUGUUUCCUUGCUGAUCUUUU